This is a messenger RNA of Loa loa (African eye worm), 281 nucleotides long. RefSeq lists its product as hypothetical. Lineage: Eukaryota; Metazoa; Nematoda; Chromadorea; Rhabditida; Onchocercidae. The transcript has 2 exons. The annotation marks the transcript as partial. The record is from RefSeq and is a predicted model, not a curated record.
UACAAUAUUAUCAAUUGCUGAAACGGAUGCACAGUUGUUCACUAUAAAUCUGAACUCGUUCAAUAACAACAGCGCAGGCAACAACUCGCUGAACAAUAAUGGUAACUCAAUGCAGAGAUUCAAUAUUGUUGGAGGUAAUCAAAGAGGAAAUCAAUCUACUUCAGCUCCACAGACUACUUCUAACCUAUGGUUACAGUUGAUUGAACUUUUUUCUAGGGGUCUCUCUCAAGUGCCAGUGUCUCAAUUUUUCCCCCAAUAUGGUCCUUCUUAUUCAUAUUACG